Saccostrea cuccullata (small rock oyster) is the source of this 2148-nucleotide messenger RNA. RefSeq names its product putative ankyrin repeat protein RF_0381. The coding region runs from base 1 to 2148 and encodes 715 amino acids. The record is from RefSeq and is a predicted model, not a curated record. Gene Ontology annotation, molecular function: protein binding. The transcript is spliced from 4 exons. Lineage: Eukaryota; Metazoa; Mollusca; Bivalvia; Ostreida; Ostreidae.
AUGAAUCAAGCGUGUUUAGAUAUAAAUCCAGAAAUAGGAUGUUACGUUGCAAAUGGAAAUUGCAGCAAGUCACUGACUUCAGUAGGAACUCCAGCUAGUACAUCUCCAGCAGCAGGGAGUGGAGUGACUAUAGCCCUGUCCGUUGUAUUUGGUGUGAUAUUUUGUCUGCUUAUCUCAGUACCUAUAUCUUUCAUCUCUGUGAAGAAAAUAAAAAAAUACAGGAAGAAAAAAACACAAAGACAUCAAGUGUCAUCCAGCAAAAAAUAUAAAGGAACAGAAAAAGAAAAUAUAAAACUUCUGGAAAAUUCAGCAGAAAAAGAUGAUGAAACAAAUGACGAACCAAAUGUGCCGUUACAUAAAAAAAGUUUUUCAGAACAUUCAAGCGCCAGAAUAACGGACAUCAAAGAUGAAAGAAACACAAAAGCUGAUGACCUUUUUGCUGCUUGUAAAAAUGGAAAGACAGAUGCGUGCCGAUAUCUCAUCAACUGGUUUCCGGACAUGCUUCAUCAGGUAAAUGAUAGUGGAUGGAAUGCUGCAUUACAUGCUGCACAGGGAGGAAAUGUUGAAAUUUUAGAACUUCUGGCAGAAAGAGGCGUAGACAUGACAUAUAAAAAUAAGGAUGGCAGUAAUAUUCUUCACAUUGCUUGUGUGAACUCUAAAUUAGAAAUGUGCCAACAUAUCAUCCAACAUUAUCCAGACAUGUUUCACCAGGUAGAUUAUAAUGGAUGGAAUGUCGCAUUAUAUGCCGCGCAAGGAGGGAAUGUUGAAGUGUUAAAACUUCUUGCACAAAAAGGCGCUGACAUGACAAAUAAAAAUAAGGAUGGCAGUCAUAUUUUUCACAUUGCUUGUGCGAAUUCUAAAUCAGAAAUGUGCCAAUAUAUUAUCCAAAAUUAUCCAGACAUGCUUGAUCAGAUAAAUGAUAAUGGGUGGAAUGUCACAUUAUUCGCCGCAAAAGAAGGAAAUGUUGAAAUUUUAGAACUUCUAGAGCAAAAUGGUGUCGACCUGACAUAUAAAAAUGAGAAUGGCAGUAAUAUUCUUCACAUUGCUUGUAUGCAAUCUAAAUUUGAAAUGUGCCAAUAUAUCAUCCAACAUUAUCCAGACAUGCUUCACCAGGUAGAUUAUAAUGGAUGGAAUGUCGCAUUAUAUGCCGCGCAAGGAGGGAAUGUUGAAGUGUUACAGCAUCUAGCACAAAAAGGUGUCGACAUGACAUAUAAAAAUAAGGAUAGCUGUAAUAUUCUCCAUAUUGCUUGUGCGAAUUCUAAGUCAGAAAUGUGCCAAUAUAUCAUCAAACAUUAUCCAGACAUGCUUGAUCAGAUAAAUGAUGAUGGAUUGAAUGUCGCAUUAUACGCUGCAAAAGGAGGAAAUGUUGAAAUCUUAGAACUUCUAAAGCAAAAACACGUCGACAUGACAUAUAAAAAUAAGGAUGGCUGUAAUAUUCUUCACAUUGCUUGUGCGAAUUCUAAGUUAGAAAUGUGCCAACAUAUCAUCGAACAUUAUCCAGACAUUCUUAAUCAGGUAAAUGAUGAUGGAUGGAAUGCUGCAUUACAUGCCAUACAAGGAGGGAAUGUUGAAAUUUUAGAACUCCUGGCGCAAAAAGGCGCUGACAUGACGUAUAAAAAUAAGGAUGGCAGUAAUAUUCUUCACAUAGCCUGUGCUAAUGCUAAGUCAGAAAUGUGCCAAUAUAUCAUUCAACAUUAUCCAGACAUGCUUAAUCAGGUAAAUUAUAUUGAGUGGAAUGCCGUAUUAUUCGCUGCAUAUGGAGGGAAUGUUGAAGUGUUACAGCUUCUGGCACUAAAAGGCGUCGACAUGACAUACACAAAUAAGAAUGGCAAUAAUAUUCUUCACAUAGCCUGUGCUAAUGCCAAGUCAGAAAUGUGCCAAUAUAUCAUUCAACAUUAUCCAGAUAUGCUUAAGCAGGUGGAUAAUGAUGGAUUGAAUGCUGCAUUAUAUGCUGCACAAGGAGGAAAUGUUGAAAUUCUAGAACUUCUUACAAAAAAAGGCGUCGACUUGACAUGUAAAACCAAGGAUGGCGGUAAUAUUCUUCACAUUGCUUGUGUAAAUUCUCGAUUAGAAAUGUGCCAACAUAUCAUGCAACAUUACCCAGAUAUGCUUAAGCAGGUGGAUAAUAAUGGAUGGAAUGCUGCAUAG